UGUUGCAAAGAAUGGAUUAUUUUCAAAACUAUGUUGUUUUCAAAGAGCGUACGAUGGGUGCGCGUGUGUGACCAGACGGACAGGAUUCGUAAAAGUGUGCGCGCAAAAACAAAUGUUUACGCUCGCUUAGUUAUCGGCAAGAUAUUUCACGAAUUAUCGAUCAGCCGUGGCAGUUGUGUAUAAAAAAAACCCAAGCCAUUCCCCAUCGCUGACACCAAGCCAGCUCACACGUAACUGAAAGCCCUUUGAGCAAGAGGCAAGCGACUUCCUUGUUCAGCCCACUUGCGUUCCGCCUGUGCUUCGCUCCCUUUCACUCUUAGCUGUUGCACUCCUCUAGGCUCCUCUAGGCUUUGCGAGAAAGGGAGAGAGAAAGAAAACCAUGGCGUUUUACGCACCAGUCCAGAGUGAUAUCGUCAACCCGGCCAUCCCAUACGUGGGCAUGAUUUUCGGGGGCCUCUCCGAUGGCAAGAUGGUCAUGAUCAAGGGCAUGACGCCCCAUCACUCCGGAAGGUUCCAGAUCGACUUCCAGUGCGGGUCGGCCGUGACCCCGCGGGCCGACGUGGCCUUACACUUCAACCCGCGCUGGGACGAAGGGUCACAUCAGGUGGUGUGCAACACGCUCCAGCGGCAGGCGUGGGGCAAGGAGCAGAGGGCCCACAACACCAUCAUUCGCGGCCAAGCCUUUGAGAUCAUCUUCAUGGUCUCCAACCACAACUUCAAGGUGGCAGUGAACGGGUCCCACUUCAUGGAGUACCCGCACCGCAUCCACUUUGCCAGCGUGGACACCCUGAGCAUCGCGGGCACCGUCAACGUCUACUCCAUCUCCUUCACCCAAAACCAGAUGAUCCCUCAACCUUUUCCACCAACGUAUCCACCGACACAGAUGAUGCCCCCUCAAUUCAUGCCAGCGCAGCCUCCACCAUACCCAGGUGGACUGAUGACCUUGGCCGUGAACCCAGCAGUGCCGUACAGCUGUGACAUCCCUGGAGGAUUAUACACCGGACGCAUCAUCAUCAUGAAUGGAGUGGUCAGCCCCAAAGCUCACCGGUUCACCGUCAACCUCCAAAUCACGGGUGGCCACGUCCUCCUGCACCUCAACCCUCGCUUCGACGAGCACGUCUUCGUGAGGAACUCCCAUCUAAAUAAGUCGUGGGGUCCCGAGGAACGCCAGGUGCCCUUCUUCCCCUUCAAUAGAGGACAGGGCUUCCAGAUGAAUAUCCAGUGCGACCCGACCGAUUACAAGGUGUCCAUCAACGGGCAGCACCUCUUCUCCUACAAUCAUCGCAUGUCGCCCGUGGGGAGGGCCGUGAAGCUGGAGGUAUCUGGGGACGUGACCCUCACCAAUGUCCAGCUGCAGUAAGCGCAGCACGAUCGCUCGCCGCACGGCGGAGGGAAGCCCUCCGCGAGGAAUCGUUUGGCCGUGUCGCCAAACCCCGGCCCACCCCUCCCCUGAUGUUGAUUUUUAGUCGUUGAAAAUGUGUGCCAGUCAGCUGAUUGCUCGUGAAGCAAAGGUAGUAAGUAGUACAAUGAUGAGCAACACUCCAAAAGACGGAUUUUUGUGCUCCAACUGUCGAGUAGACACGUUUGCUUGAGAGGGCGUGAUAUAAUCUGUAGAGCAUGCUUUUUUUAAAUACAGUGAUUGUGAUGAUUUUCUAUGGAUGACUGAAUUAAACAAUACUUUUAAAA
This is a messenger RNA of Lethenteron reissneri (Far Eastern brook lamprey), 1686 nucleotides long. RefSeq names its product galectin-9B-like. Gene Ontology annotation, molecular function: carbohydrate binding. The record is from RefSeq and is a predicted model, not a curated record. NCBI's taxonomy places the organism in Eukaryota, Metazoa, Chordata, Hyperoartia, Petromyzontiformes, Petromyzontidae.